UAAUUUUUGGUAAUUAACUUAAUUUUAUAUGCCAGGAAAUUAGCUGACAGCAAGAACUACAGAAUACGACUACUAGAGAACAAGCUAGCCAUCCAUCAUUGAUCAGAGGUUCAAACCACAUUCAUCCAAUCUGAAAAUCUGAUCCCAUUUUCCAGAGAGGCCAAUGGAUCAGAUCCAACAUUUCAGCCACCGUCAUCAUCCCCUGACGUUAGUCCUCCUCAACGAAGUGGAUGGUGAUCUUGGUCGCUGUAAAAUAUGCUAUGAAACAAUAAAACGGGUUUCUGAUGAUGGUUACGGAUGCAAAGAGUGCGGUUUCUACAUACAUAAGUCAUGUGCUGUAUUUCCCUAUGAGUUGCAGCAUCCCUCACAUCCCAAACAUCUUCUUCUCCUCGAACUACAUUCUAGGGAACGAUGCGCUAAUUGCAGCUCCUAUUGGUUCGAGUUUAAAUAUAAGUGUCCUUAUUGUCAUGAGUUUUAUCUUUGUCCUGAAUGUGCAUUUCUACCUCUCACCAAAAAAGCUGAAAAUCACGACCACCCAUUGAACCUUAUGCAGAAAUUAUUGCCAUUCACAUGUGAUCAUUGUUUGGAGAAAGGCAAUAGCAUGCCUUACUUUUGUUCCACCUGUUCGUAUAUGAUCCACUCAAAAUGUACAUCUUUACCAUUGAUUGUACAAUCAUCAACCAUACAAGCUGCAAUUCACUGCCAUCCAUUGACCUUUAUGCCAGCACUUUCGAUCUCCCUCACUUGCGAUGCUUGUGGGAAUGAAAUUAAGGGCAGGUUUUACUUUUGUGCCACUUGUUCAUUUGUUGCCCACCUCAAUUGUGCCCAUUCACCAUCAAUCGUCAAAGUAAUAAGGCACAAGCACCCUCUCAAUCUCAUCUACUCUCUUCCAGCCGACCAAUCCAAACGUAGAGUAGUGUGCCAACUAUGUGCUAAGACGGUGGACACGAACUACUGGCUCUACUGUUGCUCAAGCCACGAUUUUGUUGCUCACCUUCAUUGUGCUACAAAGAAGGAAGAAAUAGAUGAAACAUUUGUGCCGAACUCUAAACAAGAUCACAAUGAUAAAUCCAUGGACUUAUUACCUGCAUAUAUUGUCAAAAAGACCAAAUCAGAAGGAGACGGAACUGAAAUACAAACAGAAAUCAAGCAUUUCAGUCACGAGCAUGACUUAAAACUCAUCGACGGGCUUGGGAUCGACAAAAAGUGCAACGGGUGCAUACGGUCUAUCUUCCCUCCAUUUUAUGCAUGUGCUCAGUGUGAAUUUUCUCUUCACAAAUCUUGUGCCGAAUUAUCUAGAGAAUUGCGAAACUCACUUCAUCGACACCCCUCAAGCUCGGCUCAAGAUCAGAACAAGAUCGGGGAUUUAAGUGUGGUUCUUGUAUGCGUGAGUGUAACGGCUUCAAUUAUCGUUGUGAAGAAUGCAAUUUUGACCUUGAUGUCCAAUGCAGUUUAAUCCCUGACAUCCUUACACAUCCUAGUCACGAACACCACCAACUAAUUCUUGCUAGCUCAUCAGAAUACAAACCGUGUAGUGCUUGUGGAUCAAAGGGAAG
This is a messenger RNA of Juglans microcarpa x Juglans regia, 1556 nucleotides long. RefSeq lists its product as uncharacterized. The transcript is spliced from 2 exons. The record is from RefSeq and is a predicted model, not a curated record. The coding region runs from base 164 to 1456 and encodes 430 amino acids. Lineage: Eukaryota; Viridiplantae; Streptophyta; Magnoliopsida; Fagales; Juglandaceae.